This is a messenger RNA of Thlaspi arvense, 1551 nucleotides long. Lineage: Eukaryota; Viridiplantae; Streptophyta; Magnoliopsida; Brassicales; Brassicaceae. The record is from the annotation of a GenBank genome assembly.
AUGCCGAGAUCUAUUGCGAAUGCGACUGCGUCAACGGCAAAGGGGUUUCUCCGCCGGCGAUUUCUGGAGAGAGGUAAUCCUGAGACUGCUCACUCCUUUUGUCUGAUCUGGUCUCGACCUUUCUCUGGCGCGAGCCAUUACCGAGAGAGACUGAGAAGUGGUGUGCUUCACUCUAUCAAGUUUGAUGAUGCUUUUGGUUUGUUCUGUGAGAUGCUUCGUUCCCGUCCCCUCCCUACCAUUGUCGACUUCACCAGAGUUUUGACCGCCAUCGCCAAGAUGAACAAGUACGACAUCGUGGUCUAUCUCUGCCACAAGAUGGAGAAUUUUGGGGUUUCACACGAUCUCUAUAGCUGCACCAUCUUGAUAGAUUGUUUCUGCAGAUGCUCUCGGCUCUCUCUCGCCCUCUCUGUUCUUGGGAAAAUGAUGAAACUCGGGUUUGAGCCCAGCAUUGUCACCCUUGGCUCUCUCCUCAAUGGCUUCUGUCGCAGGAACAGGUUCCACGACGCCGUGUCUCUCGUUGACACGAUGGCCAAGUCGGGACAUGAGCCCAAUGUUGUCAUCUACAACACUGUGAUUAAUGGUCUUUGCAAGAACAAAGAUGCGGAUAACGCUCUCGAGCUUUUCAACCUGAUGGAGAUGAAAGGAAUCAGAGCGGACGUCAUCACCUACAACACUCUGAUAAGCGUCCUCUGUAACUCUGGUAGAUGGAGCGAGGCGGCUCGGCUUCUGAGAGAUAUGGCGAAGAGGAAACUCGAUCCUGACGUCAUCUUUUUCAGCGCACUGAUCGAUACAUUUGUGAAAGAAGGGAAUCUUUUGCAGGCUAAGAAAUUGUACAAGGAGAUGAUCCGGAGGUCUAUAGAUCCUAACAUCUUCACUUACAACUCACUCAUCAAUGGUCUUUGCAUUCAUGGUCGCCUUGGUGAGGCCAAACAAAUGUUUGAUCUGAUGCUGCACAAGGGCUGUUUCCCGGAUCUCGUGACGUAUAAUACUCUCAUAAACGGAUUUUGCAAGUCUAAGAGAGUAGAGGAUGGGAUGAAACUCUUGUGUGAGAUGGCUCAUCGAGGAUUGGUCGGCGACGCCUUCACUUACAACACUCUUAUCCACGGGUAUUGUCAAGCGGGCAAGCUCAGUGUUGCACAAAAGGUUUUCAGUCGGAUGGUCGACUGUGGUGUGGCUCCUGAUAUUGUGACCUACAACAUUCUGUUAGACGGUCUAUGUAAUAGCGGGAAGGUGGAGAAAGCGAUGGUGAUGGUGGAGGAUAUGCAGAAGAGUGAGAUGGAUGUUGAUAUAAUCACAUAUAGUAUCAUCAUUCAAGGGAUGUGUAGAACAGGCAAGGUGAAAGAGGCUUGGUGUUUGUUUUGUAGCCUCACUCUCAAAGGAGUGAAGCCUGAUGCUAUAGCUUACACCACAAUGAUAUCAGGAUUGUCUAGGAAAGGCCGACGGCGUGAAGCGGACAAGCUGUGUAGAAAAAUGAAAGAAGAUGGGAUUAUGCCAAUUAGAGAUCACGACACAGGCUCAUCGGCUGAACUCAUCAAAGUGAUUCAUGAGUAA